AUUAUCAUGUCGGAAAGAAUUAUAUGAAAUUUAAGAAGAUAUUAUAAUUAAAAUAAAUAUUUUAUUUAGUAAAACAAUUUAAAAAUAAAUUAUAUAUUUUAUAUGUAUACAACAAUAUUCUUUUAUUUAUUUUUUUUCUAUAGUGCAAUAAAUCGGCGCGAAAAUGUCAUGUAAAAAGUUAAAACUUCUUAAAGAUUUAUGACAGUGGUAUUAAUUAAAAAAAUUUGAUGAAUAUUUUACUUUUUUAAGCGAUUCAAAAUGAGAAAAUAAUGAAUCGGAAUAAUGUAUUGAAUGAUUUGAUAUAUCCUAUAUAUGGAUGAAGAAAAAUGAAAUUUUAAGAGAAACGAAACUUAAUUUAAAAUUUCGGUUACCUUAAUCGUGCAUGCAAAGUGUGAAGAACACUCUUUAUAUUUUUAUAAUAAUUAAUUUUUUUAUAUAAUGGAAUCUGAAAAUCCUGUAAUAUUAGAACCAUGUGAAGAACAUUCAAUUUUAAUUCAAACUGUAAAAAACAUGGUUAAUGAAAAUACACGUACAGAAUUAGAAAGUGAGGAAGAAGGAUUCUUUGUAGUAACUGAUGUUCAAACUGAACAACAAAAUGUAAUAGAAGUUUCAAAUGAAGAAUCAACAGUAACUCAAUGUAAUGAACAAUUUUCCUGGUCUAAUUUAUGCAGAAUAUGUGCUAAUACCAAUGACCAUUUAAUCCCAAUAUUUGAAGGAGAAGGUUUACAACAUGAUCUAUGUAAUAAAAUACAUAAAUAUUUACCAAUAUGUAUAACUGAAAAUGAUACACUUCCAUUACAAUUGUGUUAUCACUGUGCUGCUACAUUAUUAGCAUGGCAUGAAUUAUUAGAAGGAUGUUUGAGUGCAGAAAGAAAAUUAUUAGAGAUGCAAGAUGUUUUACAAGAAAAACAGGGAGCAGAAGGAUUGGAAACUUCUUCACAAGAUACAUCUAUAUCUAAUAUAACAGAAUCGGUUCAUCAGCAACAAGAAAUUGUGAAAGAUGAAGUUUCAAGAGAUUUAGCUGUUACUGAUUCAGACAGGUCCAGUAAUAUGCGAACACCAUUUAGAGUGUUCCUAGAUAUGCAGAAUGUAUUUUGGAAGCCAUACAGAAAAAAGUUCCAGUUGCAAGAAAGAAAGCCUACAGACAAUGGAGAUUGCGAUUCGGUAUGGAUUACUGUCAUGAAUUCAACACUUGAUCAUCCUAGUAUAAUGUCUGAUCAACUACAAGACAACAAUGAUAUUAUUGUAAAAGAAGAACUUUCUCAAAUAUAUAGUUCAAAUAAUUUAGAAAAAUUAAAAUUACAUAAUGAAACAUAUAAACCAACAGAUUCUUUAAAUAUAAAAAAUAAAAAUAAAAAAUUAAAAGGAAAAUGUAAAAUUUGUUCUAAUAAUACAAAAGAGUUAAAGGAUUCUUGUGAACAUUUGAAGAACAAAACUACUAUUAAUGUUCAAGAAUCUUAUCAAUGUAUUGAAUGUGGAAAAUGUUUUAAAUUAAAAGACUCCUUUCUCAGACACAUGAGAAUACAUACAGAUGAAAGACCGUUUACUUGUCAUGUGUGUGGAAAACAAUUUAGAGAUUCUGGUGGUCUUUCUAGGCAUUUAAAGGAUGUACAUGCAAAAUUAAAAAAUUUUACUUGCGAUAUAUGUGGCAAAUCUUUUGCAUCGAAAGCUACGAGAGAAGAUCACCGACGAACACAUACUGGAGAAAGACCUUACAUAUGUGAUUCAUGCGGAAAAACAUUUAAAUCAAAAGCUUCUUUAUACAUUCAUAGUAAAUUGCACACAGAUGAAUUUCCACAUCCAUGUACUUAUUGUAAUAAGAAAUUUCGUAGAAGGCAGGAAAUGUUGGCUCAUGUAACUACUCAUACAGGAGAAAAAAAUUAUGGUUGUGACGUGUGUUCGAAAAGAUUUCGAGUAAAAUCAGAACUUGUUAGACAUAAACUAAUUCACUCUGAAACAAAACCCUUCAUUUGUAUAGAGUGUGGACUUGCUUUUCGACAAAAACGUUAUUUGAAUAAUCAUAUUAAAAGUAGACAUAUUGAAACUUUACAAGCAUGCUAAUAUGCUAUUUUAUCAUUUUGCUCUGCAUAGAUAUUUCUUCGAAUUUAUAGUAGGCAGUAAACAUUCAAAUCUGUACAUUUAUUAGUUUUCCAGGCUAUCUCAGAAAUAUUUUUUUGUAUUGUAAAUUGCUCAUAAUAGUAAAUAUUUAAUAAAUUGUAAAAAGUUUAAUUACAAUGAAGAUAGCGAUAUUAAUAAUUGUUAUAAACAGAUUUAAAAAAUAGCAUAUUAAAUGUAAAAGAUUUGAAUAAAAUAAAGAUAUGCAGGAUG
Apis mellifera (honey bee) is the source of this 2328-nucleotide messenger RNA. Its product is annotated as zinc finger protein 1 homolog. The record is from RefSeq and is a predicted model, not a curated record. Bases 439 to 2061 code for a protein of 540 amino acids. The transcript has 6 exons. Gene Ontology annotation, molecular function: RNA polymerase II cis-regulatory region sequence-specific DNA binding; DNA-binding transcription factor activity; zinc ion binding. Lineage: Eukaryota; Metazoa; Arthropoda; Insecta; Hymenoptera; Apidae. Gene Ontology annotation, biological process: negative regulation of DNA-templated transcription; regulation of transcription by RNA polymerase II. Gene Ontology annotation, cellular component: nucleus.